Messenger RNA from Mustela erminea (ermine), 8300 nucleotides. RefSeq names its product NCK associated protein 5 (gene NCKAP5). Gene Ontology annotation, biological process: microtubule bundle formation; microtubule depolymerization. The transcript has 20 exons. Gene Ontology annotation, cellular component: microtubule plus-end. The coding region runs from base 1799 to 7909 and encodes 2036 amino acids. NCBI's taxonomy places the organism in Eukaryota, Metazoa, Chordata, Mammalia, Carnivora, Mustelidae. The record is from RefSeq and is a predicted model, not a curated record.
UAAUAAUGUAUAAUAUUCCUAAUGCCAAGUGUGUUAUGUGUCAUUAAGCAAAAAAAGCUCUGAAAAAGUCUUGGUUUAAAAAAGAGCAAGCUUGAGUGUGGUCAAACUUCAGUUUUGUGAUGAUUCAACAUGCGAAGUGGAUUUAUUAAAGCCUGAAAUCAAACUGUGCUUCCAGAAUGUGAAAGAGGGGUCUGGCGCAGUGUUCUGCUUAAAAUCACUAACUGACUAAAAAAUGUCUUCGGCCGCAACCAAGUAGUAGGCAUUAGAUUCGGGUCAUCAGUUUUCAUUGGAAUGGUGGCGAUGUCAGUUAGUAUUUGUCAAAACCCUAAAUAUCUUGUAGUAAAGUAUUGCAACAGACUGUAAAUGUUCUCCUUAGACUCUCUUGGAGAAGUGGACACGGGGAACUGGAUAAUUGCCUGAGAAGAUACCUGAUGGAACUGCUUCCAUGCAGAGAUGCUCUUGAGCUUGGAACUUAUCCCAAAUUAGAUGUAUUGAGAUCGCUGAGCUGUAUUUUGCAAUUCGAAUAUUCUAGCACUUUCCACAGCAACCUCCUAGGCUCCCCUGUAGUGGGGUCCUUUGAAUGUUCACACAUAUGUGGGGGGUUUUGUUCUCUGGGGUAUGAAGCCAUAGUAAAAUUAGGUAGAAAAGAGACCACAUGGGGCAUAUUUGAGAGCUGUGCUUUGAUGGUAAAUUCACACUUUGAAAAAAUCCCAAAGUGAGUAACUUUUGAGGCUUCUGAUCCCAGAUGGUGCUAAAGACCGCAGCUUAGUGUUACUCAGUGGCUUUCCAAGUCUGUCUGUAUUAUGUAAAAGACAUUAACCAUUCAUUAAAUGUCAGGAAAUUUGGUGUUGGAAAAAGUCAUGGAGACAUUAGAAGGUAUGUACUUCACCUAUGGCUAAAACAUUUUGUCCCAGUUGAAUUCCUUUGCCCAGGGAAGAAUAUUACUCUUCUGUUAUCUGAAUUCUUUUUUUCCUUGGUCUUAAAAAUAGGCCCCAGGCAAUGUCCUUUAUUCCCUAGGCUUAUCUGUUAUUCCAGAAACCUGAGGAAAUCAUCCCUGUUUGUAACACUAAGGGAUCUGCAGGCUGUAGUUCACACUUCCUGUUAAGACAUUGUUGUUCAAGUGCUUAAGCUUAGAAAUGGCUGAUGAUAAGACUCAACAAAACAAUAUGGCAAAUGGCUAUCCCAUUUUGGUUUGAUAUUCUGCCCCUCUUUGCCAGGCUGUAAGAUGACAGAUCUCCUUGUGUUGAGUUUAGGCUCCUUGAGGACCGAGGCCAGAUAUCCAUCAUCCUUGUGUCUUCCCAGAUCUAGCCUGACCCAUCUGAGAUGGCACCCUAAGUGCGGCCAUGUCUAGGAACUCUCUGGUCCCAGUCACUGUGUCUCUCAGCAGCCAGCCUGUAACGGGAAACUCUCCUGCUCCCUGACCUUUGGCAUCAUAUCACAUACCACACUGUCUUGUCUGUCCCUCCAACUAGACUCUGGGGAUCAGAUCUUUCAUUUUUGCAUCUCCAGUGCCAAACGCAGUAGGUACUCUAUAUGUGUUGAGACAAAUGAGUGAAUGGAAGGCUCGUGGUAAAGAAUCGCUGAGUUGAAUUGAAUAGAGCGGGCACACCCUCUAGCUAUCGCUGGGGUAGGAUUUAGUGCAGGUGAUGUAAUGUAACUUGACAAGGUAGUUAAAUAUUGACAGGCAGGAGGAAGCAUACUGGGAAUGUUCAGAAAGAGGAAAGGAAGGUUUGACUGGGGCUGUCAGAUCAGAGAGCAAAGGCGGUGAGGAGCCAAAGCAACCGGCUGCUGUAUCCUGAUGACCCAGGAAGGUCGCUUGCUGGUGCACUUGGCUUCUGCUUCAGCAGAGGAAUACAUGGACUCCAAUAAAUACAUUGAGCAUCUUCUAACUCAGCUCGAGGAACAACACAGAAAUCUAUGGAGGGAGAAAUUGGCUGUGGCCCGGCUGCAGCGAGAAGUUGCCCAGAGAGGAAGUGAGGGGGCCAUGCAUGAGAAGCUGAUGCAUGAAUUGGAAGAGGAAAGACACUUACGUCUUCAGAGUGAGAAGCGGUUGCAGGAGGUGACACUGGAGUCUGAGCGCAACAGAAUUCAGAUGCGUGGCCUCCAGCAACAGUUCUCCAGAUCAAGCACCCCCAGUUCUGGAAUAUUUUGGGGAGCAGAAAUGAUGGAAGAAACAGUACGAAAUCUACUGAAGAGCCAAGGGCCUCCAGAGCAGAAAAAAGAAGAAACUGUUAAUAUAAUGGUCUAUCAGGAAAAACUGUCAGAGGAAGAGAGAAAACACAAGGAAACUUUGGACGGUCUUCACAUGGUGGUGGAUGAGGAUUCGAGGAGCGAAAGCAGCAGUGCAGAUGAGGGGAAAGAAAACACCAAAUUCCUGUUGGAAAGAUUGAAAGCUCUAGAGGCAGAGAAUUCAGCAUUGGCUUUGGAAAAUGAAAAUCAAAGGGAACAGUAUGAGCGAUGUCUUGACGAGGUAGCCAACCAAGUUGUUCAAGCUCUGCUCACUCAAAAGGAUCUAAGGGAGGAAUGUGUAAAGUUGAAAACAAGAGUGUUUGAUUUGGAACAACAGAAUCGAAUGUUAAGCAUCCUGUUCCAACAGCGAAUCAGACCAACUUCUGAUCUGCUCCUCCAGAAACUUCACUCACGUAUCUUAGAUCUUUCAUCCGGAGAUUUGCUUUCAGACAUGGAAAGAAGCCGAAGUCUGACGCAGUCACGGACUGAUGUUGAGAUGCAUGAAUGUCAGCUGAGUGCAAAAUCAGGAGUCCCUGCUUUGAAAUGCCCUGGUUUGGGGGUUGUCAUCCCUGGUCGUCUCUGUCCUCGAAACAGCUGCAGCAGCAGUGAGCUGUCUCUUUCGAGCACGUGCAGCGAGUACUCCAGUGGCUCCUCCUACACGUGGCAUGACGGGAAGAACCUCAGGAAAAGGAAAUCAUCACAAAACUGGGAUAAAAGGCUAAGUAUUGACUCUUCACUCCCGAGUGGCUUUGCUAGUCCUACAGAUGAACUACCUCCCGCUCGUAUCAAGGAAAGUCACAUUUUGGAAGGACUGAGAAAGCUACAGAAGCGAAAAAUGCUACUUGAACCCCCAUCGGUGAUAACCAAAUGGGGUUAUAAAGAUUGCAUGAACUCCAAUGAAGGGAUAUAUUCUCCAGGAAUUAAGAGCAGCAGCCUCAAGGACUAUCCCCCCUGCAAACCAGCUGACAGGAGGAGCCCCUGCAAGGAGCCCCAUGAGACAUUUGUUUAUGACACAGACUCCCACGACGACGCGGAGGAGGACUCUUCCUCCUUACCCUUGCUCCAGGCAGUUCCAAGCCAGGGCUGCAGGCUGCACAGUCAUCAAUUAACCCACAGUGUUUCUGACAGCCUAUUUGGCUGGGAGCCGAAUAGAAAACACUUUUCAGAAGGCACAUCCUCAGUUUACCCAAGGGAAAGGCCUGAAAAGCUGGCCAGUUGUGCCAGCAACUGCCCCUUGGAGAGGAAGCUGUGCCCGCAUGCACAGAUGCCUCAGGUACGGAGAGAGAGAGAGCCGUGCGACCCUGGUUCUGGCCAUGUGGCUCUCAGUCUCCAGCUUUCAGACACCGAUGACAAUGAAGCCCUCGACGAGUUGCACAUAGGUAGCAGUGACGAGAAAAGCCCUUCAGACUUGUCACUGACUGCCGACACUGACAAGUCCAUGGAGAAUCUGGACAUCCUUGUGGGAUUUGGAAAAUCUCAACUUGGGUCUCCUGAAGAGGAGGAAAAACAAGUACCCAUCCCCUUAGAGAGUCGGCCAAAGACAUUUAGCUUCAUUAAGCAGCAGAGGGUUGUAAAAAGGACUUCUUCAGAAGAAUGCAUUACUGUCAUCUUUGAUGCCGAAGACGGCGAGCCCAUUGAAUUCAGCUCUCACCAGACAGGCAUUGUCACCGUUACCAGAAAUGAGAUUUCCAUCAACCAAGCCCCUACUGGACCCAAGGCAGAACACACUGAACUUUCACCUCAGGGAAUUGCUCAUUUACAGCCGGGAGCUGCUGCAAGAGACUACACUUUCCUAAAGAGACCUGAAGAGGAAACCAAGAAAAACAUUCCAAAAGGUGACAUAGAUAACAUGGUGGUGGCCCGCAAUGGUUCCUUCAGCCCCAGGACAGUAACACAAAGUCCUCAGCGACAAAGACCAGGCAAACCAACAUUGAAUUUGUCAUGCCAGAGUAGUUCUAGGUCUUCGGUGUCCAUGGGUAUCUAUCAAAAGCAGAGUCUGACAAAAGGCCCUGCCAGAGGCAAGGCUUCACCUCAGAAGUCAAAAAUAAUGGAGCCUGAAGCCUCAGCAAGAGUCCCCUCCUCUGGCCCCAUGUCUCUUGAAAAAUCUCCAGCCUUAGCUCCUGGGAAACUCUCCCGAUUUAAGAAGACUGAGGGCCCAGCACCCCUUUUUGAUUUACAUAUGGAUUCACACAUUCCAAAACACCCCAGCCAACUGCUUCAUGGCUCCAAAAUGUCCAGCAGAAAAGACUGGGUCCCAUGCUCCAAGAGUCAGAUUCCAGCGUCACAGUUGCUGCCAAGGUCCCUCACUGAGCCUAGUGAUGAUGGAGAAUCCCUGACGAGGGACAAACACUGUGACUCUGGGCCAGAGGCAGGGGUGAAGUCACCUUCCCCCCCACCCCCUCCAGACAGGUCAGGCUCCCUUCUCGUCAGGCCCAAUUACGGCUACAUGCCACCACCCUCAUCAGCCAAGCCUGAAACCAGGGUCCCCAGUGAAGCAGCAAGGACUAUGUACAAAUCCCCCCCUCUGAAAGGACCCUCUGCUCCUAUUAUUUCUUCUAAUCAGAUCCUGGCAGAAGUGCCGGGGAAGAAACCUCCUGUGGCCUUCAGAAAGCCUGUCUUCACUCACCCUCCACCCUCCACAGAAACAGUGAUUCAAACCAGGUGUUCCGCACAUACCCCCUCCAGCUCCUUUGCUGUGAUGGCCCCAGGGCCCCCAAAGGUCUCCCCAAAGAGAGGAGUCCCCAAAACUCCACCUCACCAAAUGCUUGGGACCACACAAAUGGACCCUGGGUUACGGACUCCCAAGAAUUGCCCUUUAGCCCAUGAGCCACUGGAAAUCCUGUCCUCCAAAAGUGUGUCUCCAGGAAGAAAAGGACAGCUGAAUGACUGUAUCCCCACAUCAGCUAAGCCUUCUUUCUUAGGGGUGAAUGAGGCACCAUCAUCUCAGGUUAGCAGUCACUCAUCAUCACCGUCUUCCAAAAGCCAUAACACCCCAUAUGGUUGUCCAAACGCUCAUGAGAAAGGCCUGAAAACUCGCCUCCCAGUUGGGCUCAAGGUUCUCAUGAAGUCUCCCCAGUUACUCAGGAAAAGUUCCACGGUGCCAGGGAAACAUGAAAAAGACAGUCUGAAUGAAGCCUCUAAAAGUUCUGUGGAUGGGAGCAAGUCUAAGCCUGAGGACGUGGGGAAUCCAGUGAGCCUGGAGACCGUAAGGGAUGAAAGAAAUGUGACUCCACUGGGUUUUCAGGCACAAGACAGGCGGCCUGAAGGGAUCCCCCUGGAUACAGCAAUGCCAGAGUCAUUAGAAAACAGCGUCCCUGGGGCUGAUGGAAAAGAUGGGGUAGGAAACAAGUCUGUGAAAAGAUCCCUCUCCUCCAGUAAGCCACACCUAAAACCAGCCCUAGGCAUGAAUGGGGCCAAAGCCCGCAGUCAGAGUUUCAGCACUUACUCAGGAGACAAGCCCCCUACACCGCCCAUGGAAGGGUCCGGCAAAGUUCGAACUCAGAUUAUCACCAACACUGCUGAGAGAGGCAAUUCCCUCACCCGGCAGAGUUCUUCCACGGAAGGCUUGCCUAAGACCCCUUCUGCCCCCAUGUCUGAUGGUCUUUCCGGUGCUGGGAGGCCUCUGGGGCAUCCCUCCUCCAGGCAAGGCUCCCCCAGGAGUACAGGCAGCUCCAGCAGCCAGCAUGGGAGCCCAAGCAAGUUGCCUUUGAGAGUCCCUCCCAAAUCCGAAGAGCUCCCCACCCCAUGUGGAAUGGAAGACGAGGAGGGUUACCCCGAGGGAGGGGGCCCCAGUGAGGCUGUCCCUGAGGAAACAAGCAGCGACCACUACAGAUAUCCACCCACCCCAACAGACUGCCCACAAGCCCUGCAGAAUCUUAGGAGGACAGAGCAUCCGACCAAUUUUGAACCGAGCAGGACAUCCAAGCUAGAGACUUCUGGAAGGUGUCCAGAUACUUCUACAACCCUGACUGGCGCUGUGAGCCCCGAAGCCCCCCUCUCACCUACAAUUGAAGAAAAGGUCAUGUUGUGCAUUCAGGAAAAUGUGGAAAAGGGCCAAGUGCAAACAAAGUCCCCCUCUGUGGAAGCAAAGCCAAAGCCCGGGCCCUCUUUUGCCAGCUGGUUUGGUUUUCGGAGUAGACUUCCAGCUCUCAGUAGCAGGAAAAUGGAUGUCUCCAAAACGAAAGUGGAAAAAAAAGAUGCAAAAGGUUUGGGGUUUGGAAACAAACAACUAAAAUCGGAGAAGAAAAAAGAGAAAAAGAAGCCUGAGCUGCAGCGUAAAAUAGAAAAUGAACUUACCAGGAACACCAAGGUGGCGGAGAGUCCAGACAGUAGUUUACGAAGCAAAAAUGAUCUGAAAACACCGCAAGGCAUUUAUGAACAAAUGAAGUUUGAACCAAGAAAUAGACCCAGUCCUGUUACAUGUUCUACUAAAGAUACGUUUAUGACGGAACUUUUGAACAGAGUUGAUAAGAAAGCAGCUCAACAGACAGAAAGUGGAUCAAAUAAUGUUUCCUGCAGGAGUGUGUUAAAGGGCAGCUCCCAGGGCUCCUGUCUCACCAGCAGCUCUGCAAGCACUCAAGGAAACCACAAGAAAAACAUCAAAACCAAGGCCGAUGUGGAAAUACCGAAAGGCUCCCUGAUAAAAGAAGCAAGUGUGAGCCUGCAGGAGGAUGAAGAUACAGUUGCAGAUUCCACGUUUCAGAGCCACAUCAUAGAAUCCAACUGCCUGAUGAGGACGCUGGACAGUGGGAUUGGAACCUUCCCACUCCCAGACUCGGGAAAUCGCUCCACAGGGCGGUAUCUGUGCCACCCAGACUUCCCAGAGGACACCGAGCCCACCCUGUCUCUCCAGCCGGCACUCUGUGCUGCUUCUUCCAUCAGAGCUCAAACCCUUGAAAGAGAAGUGCCUUCCUCUGCAGACAGCCAGCCCUCUGCAGAUAAUGCCAUUGUUCAUUCCACAUCCGACCCCAUCAUGACCACCAGGGCCAUACGGCCUCUUGAGAGUCGCCUCCCCAAACCAGCUUCCUCAGGAAAAAUCAAUUCCCAAAAGCAGAAUGAAGCAGAGCCAAGGCCUCAGACCUGCUCGUCAUUUGAAUAUACCGAAAACACCAUUACAAGCGAGCAGCUUCCAGACUGGGGGGGUGAAGGCCCCACAGCUGAGACCCAGGACAAGGUACCCAGAAUGUGUGCGUACUCUGCCAGUGCUGGCAGUGCUAGUGACAGUGACCUGGACUAUGGAGAUAAUGGUUUUGGAGCUGGAAGGGCCAAGUUAGUGAAAGCAAUGAAGAGCGCCACCCAAGGCCUUUGUUAUAAUCGACUGAGGAAACGAAGCAACAAGCAUGAAACAUGUGGAAAACGUGGCGCACUAUUUAUGUCCGACACAGUAGGUCUUUCAGUGAAAUUGAAACAAGUUGAAGAAACAAAAGAAGAUCCUGAGAAUAGAUUAUCUAAAAUUUCCCUGGAGUCAUUCAAUAAAUAUAACAGCAAAACUAUGAUUUUGUUAGAAAGAGAGAAGAACUCUCUGAACAAGGUUGAAGGACAAAAGGAAGAAAAAGAAAAAAAUGAAGAAGCAUCUUUGAGUAGCUCAGAUAGGCCUGGGGUAGACAAUUUGGAAUCACUGAGUGAUUCUUUGUAUGAUAGCUUCUCUUCCUGUGCAAGUCAGGGUUCGAAUGAUGUAUAAAGGACCUUUUUUAAUUUUUUAUUUUUCUUAGUGAGCGGAAAAUGGAGCACUUAAGCAACAAGGGGGUGUGGGGAGGGGAAUAGAGACAGCAGCAAUAAAGCCUGGCACCACCAGAGACUGCAUUGUCACAUUCACAGCAAGCAGCCCAUGGGAGCUUCCUUCUCUGACAGGGCAAUAAAGAUAGGCUCCAUUUGUUGUGUGUCACGAGGACGAAAUGGAAACACACCCACAAUACAGAAGUCUUAAUUUUGCACUUUUUUUAAAUACUUGUACAGAAGUUGUAAAUUUUUGGAAAAGAAAUUAUAUUUGUAGCCAAAAAAAAAAAAAAAGGCAGCAAUAAAUUGAAUCCGUGCCAUGCUCUUGAAAUGACGUACUAAGUGUUAGAAGUUGA